Messenger RNA from Spodoptera littoralis (African cotton leafworm), 1878 nucleotides. Lineage: Eukaryota; Metazoa; Arthropoda; Insecta; Lepidoptera; Noctuidae. The record is from the annotation of a GenBank genome assembly.
AUGGAGAAUAAUUUGAGCCGUAGUGGCAGCCGAUCGAGCUCCGUAUGUGAGCUGGAAAAGGACUUUAGCGACAUGGAAAUUAUGAAAACUAGGACGAACCGACGUAACGUACUGCUCCGAACGCCAGCCGCGCGGAAAGCAAAACGAGUCAGAUUUUUUAGAAAUGGUGAUAAAUUUUAUUCAGGUGUCAUAAUUCCAGUCUUGCCAGAAAGAUACAGGUCCUUUGAUAGUCUUACUGCAGAUCUAACAAGAGUUUUAGUUGACAAUGUAACUUUGCCAAGUGGUGUCAGAGCAAUAUAUUCACUUGAGGGUAGAAAAAUAGGCAAACUGGAUGAUCUAGAAGAUGGGCAAUCAUAUGUCUGUAGUGGAUUUGGUGAACCCUUCAAACGUCUAGAUUAUGAAGCCAGUGCAGUGACCCCUCAAUCUUUCAGACUAAGUGGCCCUGAGUCUUUGAGUGAUAGCUCAAGUCCAUCCCCAGCUAGAGCUAAUAACAGACUGUCCCGAUAUUUGCAGGCAAAUGGUAGUAGCACUACUGGCAACGGGACAGCGAGAGUAAGCCCUGCUGGAGACAAUGUUGUCAGACCACGCAUAGUUACUAUUAUACGUAAUGGAGUUAAACCACGGAAGGUGUGCAGAUUGUUACUAAACAAACGCAACAGCCCCACACUGGAACAUGCACUUGCCGCUAUAACAGAAUGUGUUAAACUAGACACAGGUUGUGUCCGUAAAGUGUUCACAAGAACUGGAUCUGUAGUCACAGCACUGAACCAAUUCUUUGAAGUUGAAGAUGUGUUCUUUGCUUAUGGAAAUGAAAGGGUCAACCAAGAGGAUUUUGAAUUGGAAUUUGAAGAAAAUAAGGCUGUGCUACAAUGUAGAAAAACUCCUAUAUCAAGAAAUUCAAGGACUGGCCCAAAACCGCGUAUGCCUGUGAAAGCGGGUGGUGGCGCUGCUCGAGCGGCCAGUGAGGCAGGAGCAGGCGCAACCGGCGAUGUCUCUGACGAGUCCACAGCCCCCUUACUACCACAACCUCUAAGACUCAAGUACAGCGUCGGCAGAAUCAUAGGUGACGGCAACUUCGCUGUUGUACGGAUAUGUAAAGACAAGACCACUGGGAAGGAAUAUGCCCUCAAAGUUAUUGAUAAGGCCAAGUGCAAAGGCAAGGAACACUAUGUGGAGGCUGAGGUUCGAGUCAUGAGGAAGCUGUGUCAUCCACGAAUUGUAUCUCUAAUCGAAGAACAGGAUAGUCCUGAGUGGCUAUUCCUUGUAAUGGAAUUAGUCAGUGGUGGAGACUUGUUUGAUAGUAUCGCGGCCGCUUCCAAAUUCUCUGAGCCCCAAGCGCGUUUGCUAAUCGGCCACUUAACAUCUGCUAUCGCAUAUCUACACUCGCUUUCUAUAGUGCAUCGUGACAUCAAACCCGAAAAUCUAUUGGUGGAAGUGGGUUUGGAUGGCAGCAUACGCGGCCUGAAGCUGGCUGACUUUGGUCUGGCCGUAGAAGUAUGGCGACCACUUCACGCCGUUUGUGGCACUCCUACAUACGUAGCACCUGAAAUACUACUGGAGACUGGAUAUGGACUAAAGAUUGAUGUUUGGGCGGCUGGCGUGAUUUUAUACAUAUUGCUAUGUGGAUUCCCGCCUUUCUCGUCUCCUGACGGUGAUCAAGAGAAAUUGUUCGAUGCGAUAUUGUCGGCUCGGCUAGAGUUCCCUGCCCCGCACUGGGAGCGCGUGUCCGCGGGAGCCAUCGACCUGGUCGCUAACAUGUUGCGUCCACAGCCAGAGCUGCGCUUUGCUGCUGAGGACGUACUCGACCACGCCUGGAUGGCGGACGAUUAUGACGAAAGCUGCGACUUCCGCACGUGGUACGAUGAAGACUCUUCAUAG